Molecule: messenger RNA, 7107 nt
Organism: Magnolia sinica
Lineage: Eukaryota; Viridiplantae; Streptophyta; Magnoliopsida; Magnoliales; Magnoliaceae
Product: separase
Exons: 27
Coding region: 50-6649 (2199 amino acids)
Biological process (GO): meiotic chromosome separation; proteolysis
Cellular component (GO): centrosome; cytoplasm; mitotic spindle
Molecular function (GO): cysteine-type endopeptidase activity
Source: RefSeq, a predicted model, not a curated record
UCCAUAUUCCCAUUUCCCGCUUCUCUCCUCUCCCCCCCCUUUCUCUGCGAUGUAUUCUGAUACCGAAUCUUCUCUAAUCGAAACCCUAGAAACAUCCUACUACGUCGGCCUCUAUGAUCGAUUUUCCUCUUUCCUCGGUCCCUUCUCUGAUCUCAUCUCCAUGGGUCCUACCAUCCCCCAAAACAAGACAAAGAAGAAGAAGAAGAAAGAGAUCGAUCCUACCCGAAUCCGCGCUCUCGCGAAGCAAUUCCUCCCUUUUAUCUCUCGCAUCCUCAAGCUCAUUCCUGACCGGGCCAAUUCGAUUGAAGGCGACGAAAAUGCCCUCGAGCUGUUCAAAAUUUACCGGCUUGCCCUAGACUGCCUGUCUUGCAUUUCCUCAUGCAUAGCUGGAAUACCCUACACCGUCCAUAUGCAGAGGGCUCGCUUUGUUCGCUGCCUCGAGGGCCGUGGACGGUACGAUGAGGCCGAAAAUGAGGGCUUUUUACUACUCGAGAGCCUUCGGAUGGUGGUUCCUGGUAAUUCUGCUCUGAAGGCGCCGAAGGGGAGGAAGGCUGAGGUCUGCUUCUUGCCGGACCCGCCAAUGGCGGAAAAUGCUGAUCAGGAGCUCGCUGCAUUAGUAUUGGAUGUUGUUCUGAGUAUUGUGAAGUGUGUUUCCAAGGGCGGGAGUAAGGAUGGUGGGCCGUACCUGAGGGUUUUAGAUUUGGUCCGACAGGCUGCGCCAUGGCUCAGGGUUCUAGAUUCAGAGGCAUCUGAGAAGUCCCAUCGUGGGCUUGUGAGCGCUCUGUACAGAUGCACUCUAUUCGUGGCAGGGCAGUGCACACGUUUCAAUGGGGAUCUGGUACACCGUUUUUGCAUGACGACAUUGACUGAAUGCUUGGUGUUUUCCAUGAAAGAUCAGUUUCCAAAGCUUGCUCGCAGAAUUUGUUCUUCUCUUAGCUUGCAAUGGGAGGGAAGAUCCUCGCUCAUUCUUGACAUAUUAAGUUGCACUGUGGAAUCAAUCUAUUGCGAAUGCAAGGCAGAUAUGGUGUGCGUUGUAAAUGAAUUUCUUGAUUUUGUAUAUUAUUGUGCCAAUAGCUGUAGAAUUGCAAAAGUGGAAAUAUCUAGAGGUGCUGCAACACAUCUUAAAGAAACUGCGAGUGAUGUCCUGCAGGUUUUGCCACCUAUUGCCUCGAUUCUAAGUCUUUAUGCUGUGGGGUUGUAUCUUACGGAUAGUGAUGCUCAGGCUGGACAUCAAGAUUCUAUCCCAGAAAAGGCUUUUUCUACGUUGACAUUGUUGCUUGAUGAUGGAGUGAUUCUGCAACAUUUGGCUGCUUCACUUUUUUUACUAGCAAGUCACGUUCAUGAUUCUGGCAACGACAAUGGAUUAAUCUCCAGUCAUGCAGAAAAGAGUUCAAAGGCUAUAUCAUGUUUCGCAACUGAAUCUAGUUUUGAGCUCCCCAAAUCAUGCAAACACAUGCAUGGGGAAGUCUCUUUGCCUUCCUACUUAAAGGCUUUGGAUUUCUUGUGCAAACCAUUUGCAGAGUAUGUAAAUACAGCUUGGAAGCAUAUGGUUUCUGAAACAGGAUUUGUUUGCUUUCCUGCUAAUGUAAAGUAUGUUCAGGAUGCAUUUCAUCAAUUCUGUGAGGUGUUUCUCACUGGGUUCAGCAGUACAUCUGAAAGAGAGAGAGAAAGGUUGAACGAGAGCCGCGGAACAUUAUUUCAUGUAGCAAUAGCAGCUUUUAGAAUCUCCCUCUGGACAGAUGGAAACACCCAGAAGAGUGCGGAUUGCAUUGGUCGUGUUAUUUCAAAAGAAUGGGUCCAGCCUCAAGAGAUGAAGUUUCUCAUGUCAUCACUCUAUAACAUUGGUGUAUCGUUAUACAACAUUAAGCAGUUUGAACAGGCAUCAACGGUUUUAGAGUUAUGUCAUAGAGCAUUAUGGCUUCAUGUUUCGCUUGCUUGCCAGAAGUUCUCAAAUAAAGCAGAUGGGGUUUGUGGUGAUGAUGAUUUAUCAGAAGAUGCAAUCGUAGAUAUUAUUACAGAUGCAUGCACAAAGAGUGCUAUUUACCUGGAUGUUCUUCAUCAAAGUGGCAGUUCUGAUAUGAAUAGAGUUAUUGUUAAUAGUCUUAUAAAUUGGUCUGUUGCUAGCAAAUCUCUGAAAAAAUUGACCAGUCCAAUGGUUUUGGUGAAGAGAUGGGUUAAGAUAAUGUGUAAAGAUUUUGAGGAUAUCAAUGCAGAAGAUAAUUGUUCAAGUCUCUAUUCCUUGUUGUUGAGCUGUUGUGCAACAUGGUCAAAAACAAUGUUGGGGAUAAUUUUGGAGCAGGAGCUUUUAGCAUAUGCAGAAAUGGAUGCUAGGAACCCAAAUCUAUGUCAGAGUAUGCAACUAAAAAUAAUUGAUACUCUCUUGAUAGAUAUAUAUGUUACAGAAGAUCAUUAUUUACAGAGAUCAAGGGUUCUUGUUAGAAAAGGCAGGCUUCUUAGGGCUAGUGGGAUUGAUGGCUUAAACAGCUGUCUCCAUUUUUUAUCUGAAGCUAUUUCUAUACUUAACAAUGUAUGCAGUGAGUCUUCCAUUGGUAGUACUUCACUAUGCCAUCAAUUGGCUCUCGCAUAUUGCUUGCAUGCACUGUGUACCCAGGAGGCUGAUCAAAACUCAGAGGUAAUCUUGCAUGAUAUUCGUUUUGCAUUAAAGCUGUGGACAAGUUUAACUACACCAGGCCAUUGGUCUUGGGAUGAUCUUCCUGAGUUGGCUCCUGAAAAUGCCAUAUUGUUGCUUUAUCAUGUGGCCGAUUUAUUAUCGCUGAAGGGUUACUUGCAUUUCCAUUAUGACAUAUAUAAGCUGAUCAUCAAUAUAUGCAAAUGGAAAAAUGUCCCACUGGAGAGAUGUUUGGCCAUGUUAUGGGGAGAUAGACGGCUGAAUCAUGCACUUUGUAUGUUGCCUAUUGAUGAAACAUUCAUUCUGAAUUUAUCACAACAAUUUGGCGUUCACAUCAACUCCAUUGAUUACUGGAUAAGUUGUAUGGAAAGUUCUCCAUCAUCACUACUGGGGUUUUGCCAGAAGUUUUUGCUUCCUGAUUCCAGUUUGCCUCAAGUAGGCAGAUGCUAUACUAAAAGAUCUUUGGGUCCUGAUGUCACCGUUGACAAAAUCAAAGAGGCUGCAGCAGCCCUCGUCUGUAGUGUUCCCGUGCGCAGUCAUUUGGCUUUUGUCGCAGGAUAUCUUUAUUAUGAUUUGUGUGAAAGACUUAUUUCAAAUGCACGACUAUUUGAGGCUCUUUCAUAUGCAAGAGAGGCCCUGCGGUUACGUGUGAUACUUUUACAAAGGAAAUUUGUUCCUAACUUCGGGCAGCAGUCUACAAAAGCUGUGGAGACUGUGGAACAGAACAUGUAUGAUCGUACUCAUCUUGUGGCAGUUGGAUCAGUAGUUACUGAAGUUUGGCCAGAUAUCAUUAGGUCGCAUUCUAUUGAAUGUGCUGUUCUUAGUCCAUGGAACAUACUUCAAUGUUACCUUGAAAGCACUUUGCAGGUUGGAAUUGUCCAUGAAUCAAUUGGAAAUGCGGCAGAUGCUGAAGCUCUUUUACUGAUGGGGAAAAAGAUAUCCUGCUUGCAGGGUUUACCAAUUUUUAUAGUUGCUUUUGCAUCUCUUUUAGGGCGAAUAUACUGCAAGAAGCAGCUCUGGGAUCAGGCAGAAAAUGAACUUAACAACGCGAAGCAAGUUUUAGUUGAUAGAGAUGCAGUUAUUUCUUGCAAACGGUGCAAAUUGGCUUGGGAAGUUACUAUUGAUGCGCAGAUUGGAGAUUUGAUAAGAAGCCGUGUUGAUAUGAAUAGAAGUAUUCAAUCUCUUAAUCAUUCACCUCAUUUUCUAGAACUGUACAGAUCGGCUCUAGAAAAACUGGAUCUCGUUGAACCUGAAAAUCCUAUUAGCUUUUGUGAGAAAACAAACACCGAAAGUAUAAUGUUUGGCAAAAUUCUUACAGAGGAUGACAGAUCACAAGUAAAUGUGGAUUCUAAGAAGUCCAGAAAAUCUAAGAACACAGUGAAACAGUUGGAGCAGAAACAAAAUUUGAAAGCUGAAUGUAAUUCAAGGAGAACUCUGACAACCAAUCGAUCUUCUCGAACUAAAAAUAUUCGAGUUGAGGGUGAGGUGGAUUGUGAAUUUCCUAGCUGUUCAGAUCAGGUCGACAAGUUGGCUCGUCCUGUUGCUAAUAUUCAGAAAGGACAACAAUUGGAGCUCAAUUCUUGUUCAGCAGCUGAUUUUGACUGUGAACUCAUUGAAGCUGGAUCCAUGCGGGAUAUUAUUCAUUUGAAAUGGGAGUGUCAUCGCAGGCGUCUUUCACUGAGGUUGCUCACAAAGAUGGGAAAAUGCAUGAAGGUUCAUAGCAAAAUUCAUGAAGUACAUAAAAUAUUUUGGCAAGGCAUCUCCGUGCUGUUCAAUCGAAACCCAUUUUGCCAGUCUUACUCUGAUAAUUUGGACAUGCUUGAGUUCAUUGGGAAGGAAAAUCCAGGGGACAUAUUUGCUGUUGAAAGGGCAGAAAUACUGUAUAACAUCUGUUGGCUUUCCGUGAAGAACUCUCACCCAGUGCAUCCUAGAAUCCGAUGUUGCAAUAUGUCUGACAUUCAAAUAUCGAGGAUAGUACCUUGGCUAUUGCAAGCCUUUGUUCUUUGCCGUGAGCUCCCUGCACUUAUUCAGAAGGUAUCAAGGCUACUUGCUACCAUAUUUUUACUUUCCACCUUAUGUGAGUCAUUUUCUUUGCCUCUUUAUACUGGAAAAGCACUCUCUGCAAAUCACUGGGCUGCUUAUUUCCAUCAAGCUUCGCUUGGUACUUAUCUGCACCACCAAUACCUUUUUGGUACAAGAAGCAAAUCUAAAGCCUUCAAAUCUAUGGCUGCUGAGGUUUCAUGUGGUGUCAGUUCAGAGGACAUUACUUUGGAUGGAUUUGACUCCCUCAGAGUUGCACCUGAAAAAGUUGAAGAGCUCGAAGGAUUUGUGCGUAACUUUUGUGAGGGCCUACCUAGCGUGACAGUUGUUUGUAUAACUUUGCUUGGAGGUGAUUAUGGGAGCCUCCUUGGACAAAUACUUCUUCUACAAACAUCUUUUCCUGCUUGGAUGCUACUAUCACGCCUAGAUGUGAAGCAACGACCUGUUGUUAUGCUUCUGCCGGUGGAUUUGGUUCAUGAAGAAACUCAGUAUGACAACAUGGAUUAUGGCGUGGGGUCCGUCUCUGAGGCCAGCAAGUUGACUAAAAAGUGGGUGUGUCCUUGGCGCUGCACUGUGGUGGAUGAUGUUGCUCCACAGUUCAAAUUGAUCCUGGAGGAAAACUACCUCUCAACCUUGCCCUCUGACCCAGCUGGUACACAAAUAAACACUUUUACCUGGUGGACACGGAGAACCAAGCUUAAUGAGCGUCUUGAAAAUUUUUUGAGGGGGAUGGAAGAGUCAUGGCUGGGUUCUUGGAGAUGCUUGCUUCUGGGGAAACAUUCAAAUCAUAAACACUUGGACACAGUUCUUACAAAGUUCAUGGGGGAUCUGAAACAUAAAAGCAAGUUUGAAGCACAUGAGAAUCUUCUCAAAGCAAUUCUAGGUGGUGCCAAGUCUGUUGCUGAAGCGGAAGAAUGUGUUUCUGAGUUACUUCUGUAUAAAGGCUACUUUGGUAGCGGCGGGUGCUGUGUGGAGGAAAGAUUUGGGCCCUUCUCUUCUUCAGGUGGAGUUGGAACUGUAGAUGGGUUGGCUCGCCAAUUGAUACUAGAAGCAAUUGGUGAAUUUUCAGAAGAAGAGAUUGAUAGAGAACCAGUUGUCUUGGUGCUGGAUGCCGAUGUGCAGAUGCUUCCUUGGGAGAAUCUUCCGAUAUUACGAAAACAGGAGGUUUAUCGGAUGCCAUCUGUUGGGAGCAUCUCUGCAGCACUGAACAGAAGCCAGAGCCAUCAAGCUCAAGUCGGGAGAGUUGCUGCUACAUUUCCAUCAAUAGACCCAAUGGAUGCAUACUAUUUGUUGAAUCCUAGUGGGGACCUUAGCUUCACACAAGUUGAAUUCGAGGAGUGGUUUCAAAAUCAUAACUUGAAGGGAAAAGCUGGAAACGUUCCGACAACUGAAGAAUUAGCCUCUGCCUUGCAAGAGCAUGAUCUCUUCAUAUACUUCGGGCACGGCAGUGGGAUACAAUACAUACCUAGGUAUGAAAUUCAGAAGCUGGAUUGUUGUGCUGCUACUCUCCUUAUGGGCUGCAGUAGCGGAGCUCUUCUCUUCACAGGGCGUUAUGCCCCACAAGGCGCCCCUCUUUCCUAUCUACUAGCUGGUUCCCCUGCUAUCAUUGCCAAUCUGUGGGAUGUGACAGACAGGGAUAUUGACCGAUUUGGUAGGGUAAUGCUUGAUGGUUGGAUGCAAGAAGAAUCAAGUCCACAAAUGAGUUGUCCCAAAUGCAGUCAGAUAGCUAAAGAACUGAGAUCAAUGGAUGUAUGUGAUAAAGGAAAUGACAAGCGACCAAAGACUAGGAGGAAGGUCGCGAGAGGAAAGGAGAAGUUGCAGGAAGCGUGUUGCAGUUGCAGGUGCAGGGAUUGUGGUGAGAAACUUCGGAUUGCAUCAGUUAUGAGCCAAGCUCGAGAUGCUUGCAAGCUCCCAUUCUUGAUCGGGGCAUCUCCGGUAUGUUAUGGUGUGCCUACUAUUAUAAGGAAAAGGCAGCUAUAGUUGAUAAUUUCUAUACUAAUUAAAAUCCACCUGUGCGUGCCGUAGACACACCAUAACAUCAGAUUCCAUAGUAACAAUGGUGUCUGAACACAUUCCAUCUUUGAUCCUUGAAUAAUGCAGCACCUACCCUUUCCCCAAGGUGCUUGCUUUUACAUCUAAAACAUGUCUGCUGUAGCUUUGUCUUGAAGCCCUUCACUUUUAUCUUUGGGGCCUUGACAUUUUCCAUAGUGCUUUUGAUAUUCUGAAAGUGUUCCACAGAUGCCCAUUAAAAUCUGAUUUGGAAUGGUAGAUGCCACCUGCAUUUACUUGAUUUGAAACUGGGCAACUUCUGCCAUGUGAUAUUUUACAGUAUCUAAUCCUAUACCAGAAAUUGUAAUUUUGAAAUAUUAUUGAUAAAAGAUCUGUGGUUAUCAAACCUUACUAUGGAAGUUAAGACUGCUAGGUACAGUCAAUGAGGA